GAGAGAGAGAGAGAGAGAGAGAUGGCUUUUCAGAGGAGGCGGCACCACGAGAGAAUGGUGACGGCGGCGAGAAUGUCUGGGAUGACGGCGAUAUCGGCUGCGGCGUUGUUUAUAUUCAUGGUAUUGGCAUUCCUGACGGUGCUGGCGCCGCCGCUUGUGGACCAGCCGGCGUUUCCCAACCCGCCGGAGCACUCGCGGAGGGCGAGGCGCUCCUCGAUGCUGCUGGAGAAUCCUAUGGAGAUGAAGGGGAAGGUGUCGGGUGGCGAGAUUUUUCGCGUGCCGAACGGAGGCGAUAUGCAGGGGAGUGAUAUCUGGGAAUCGAAAGGAUCGAGAUACUUCUAUGGGUGUAGCAAUGCGAGCAAGGAGUUUGAGAAAGCUGAUGCGAUCAUUUAUCCGGAUAGGUAUCUGAUGAUUUCAACAAGUGGCGGGUUAAACCAACAGAGAACAGGGAUUACUGAUGCUGUUGUUGCCGCUCGAAUAUUGAAUGCUACCCUUGUUGUUCCUACGCUGGACCAAAUGUCAUUCUGGAAGGAUGCAAGCAAUUUCACUGAAGUAUUUGAUGUUGAAUGGUUCAUCUCAUCUCUCUCAAAAGACGUCAAGAUAGUAAAAGAGCUCCCAAGCAAGGGAGGUAAAGUUAUUGCUACUCCUUAUAGAAUGCGAGUUCCAAGGAAAUGCACUCCAAGAUGCUAUCAAAAUCGUGUUUUUCCUGCUCUUCUUAAAAAACGUGUGGUUCAGCUGACAAAGUUUGAUUACAGGCUUUCAAAUAAGUUGGAAAAUGACCUUCAGAAACUGCGUUGUAGAGUUAACUAUCAUGCUCUGAGAUUCACUGAUCCAAUACGAAAGAUGGGUGAAACGUUGAUAAAGAGAAUGAAAUCAAAGAGUAAGCAUUUCAUUGCUCUUCACCUUAGAUUUGAACCCGACAUGCUUGCCUUUUCUGGUUGCUAUUAUGGUGGGGGUGAUAAGGAAAGAUUGGAAUUAGGCACCAUACGGAAGAGGUGGAAAAAUUUACACGAAAGCAACCCAGAUAAGGAACGCAGGCAGGGUAGGUGUCCGCUUACUCCAGAAGAGGUAGGCCUCAUGCUGAGGGCAUUAGGUUUUGGAAAUGAUGUUCACAUCUAUGUAGCAUCUGGAGAAGUAUAUGGAGGGGAGGAAACACUGGCGCCUCUUAAGGCACUCUUCCCUAACUUCCAUUCCAAAGACACAUUAGCAAGCAAGGAGGAGCUUUCACCAUUUUUGCCAUUUUCAUCACGCAUGGCAGCUCUUGAUUACAUUGUCUGCGAUGAAAGUGAUGUAUUUGUUACCAAUAACAACGGCAACAUGGCAAAAAUGUUAGCUGGAAGAAGGAGGUAUUUUGGGCACAAAAGGACCAUUCGACCUAAUGCGAAAAAGCUUUACUCUCUGUGUCAGAAUAGAACCAGUUUGACUUGGGAUGUGUUUGCAUCGAAGAUCCGCACAUUUCAGAAAGGAUUUAUGGGAGAGCCCAAUGAGAUUAGACCUGGAAGAGGUGAAUUUCAUGAAAACCCUUCAACCUGCAUAUGUGAAACUAAGAGCGAAGCUGGUUUUUCUGCCCAAGUCCAGCAGAGAGUGGAAAUCAAAGAUGGAAGGGAUAAUUUAAGCAGAAGUGAGGCUUUAUCAGGUUCUGAUGAGCAAGACUGGGGUGACUGGGAUUAUGGAGAAACAGUACCGGUAGGAAAAGCUUUACCCAACAGAACAGCCGUGGAUUAUGAUCAUUUUCUCAAGAAUGAAGACACAGAUUUGGAAGAGUUCUCUGAUUAAUUGAGUUCUUUUUUUUGCUUCAGCCAUUCUUUCUUUUUAUUUCCGAGAAAUUAUUAGGUUCGGACACCAGACAGAGAGAAACACCUAGAUUUUUCUCUGUCUACAGGAAAAGCAUAGUCAAAGCGCCGCUCUAGCAGCUGCGCUUUGAGCUG
This is a messenger RNA of Dendrobium catenatum, 1928 nucleotides long. RefSeq names its product O-fucosyltransferase 6. The coding region runs from base 22 to 1776 and encodes 584 amino acids. The record is from RefSeq and is a predicted model, not a curated record. The transcript has 10 exons. Lineage: Eukaryota; Viridiplantae; Streptophyta; Magnoliopsida; Asparagales; Orchidaceae.